ACCUUUUAAAGCUAAAAAAGUAAAGUCUCUUUGUCUCCCUAUCCUAUCUUAAGCUAAGUUUUUUGUUUUGAACUUCCUCAAGCUAUGUCUUCAAUCUUCAUAACUCAGCAUUUUUAUAACUCAAAAAUACCUUCAAUCAAACCCAAACACCUUUAUGACUCAAAAAUGGCUUCCACUGUCCAUUUGUUGCCAUCUAAAUCCCCUUCGUCUUCCAUGGAAGACCCAUCUACGAAAGCCACCAAGGGUAAGCGAGCGUCGUACUAGGCCCAUCUCAAACCGAUCCUUGCUCGGAAUCUAGAGAGCAAUCAUAUUCCUUGUGCAAUGCAGUCUUCAUCGCCUCAAAUCUUCCAUAAUCGCUGCUGAGCACUUAAAAGAACAACUGCUGCCCCAAUUCUUUGCUCUGUAGGGAUUUUGCUUUGAUUUUGAAAUAUAGGGUUCUAAGAUUUUUAGUUUUUUUUUUCAAGUUUGAAGGUUUAGGAAAUUUGAUCUAGAAUUGGGACUUGGGUUUCAAAUCAUGUAUAAGGUUUCACAAAAUCACAAAUGAAUUUUAGGAUAUCAGUGUUCAGGUUUGAAGGAGUUAUUGUAUGAAAACAAAUUUUGUACAUAUUCUAUACAAAUUAAAUUUGAGUUUGGACUUUUAUCAAUUAUUUUGCUUUCUGGGUUUGUGCAGAUGAAGUGUAUUUUUAGUUUGAAAAUAAUUUUUCUAUUAAGUAAAAGAAUCUAGAGCAGGAGAGUGAAGAUGGGGUUCUUAUUUUUUUAUUUAUUAAUAAUUUUUACCUAAAAAAAUGAAAGGUAAAAUUUCUAUCAAGUCCCGCUUUCUGCCUUUCGUGACUGUUUUGCUUUUGUUUGUGGCCCACUGCCACGUUUCUCUUUAUUGAUGGUUCACGUGUCAUAUUAUGUCAGAAACUACCAAUGUUAGAUCCGAGUACACAAUGAUAGACUGAAGAAAAGUACAGGUAUCAAGAUAAUAAAUUAAAAAUGUAGGUACUACAUUGACAAUUUCGUUAAUGUACAGAGGUAAAUUUUGCUAUUAUCCCUCUAUUUUUUAUUAUAAAAAAUAAAAAAAAGUAUUUCUAUUUCAUAAAGGAAGAGAGAAAAGAAUUGUUGGGUUGAGAAAAGGUUGAUAUGGAGCGAGGGGGGACCCGGCCCGACCCAGAAGAUGCCCUAAACCCUCUCUCAGCUCUGUUGGUUUUACGAGGUUUGUUGUGGCAACUGGCACUGUAAAGCCAAGACUGAAAAGAAAACAGCAUCGUCAACCUCAACCUCGCUCACUCACUCACUGCUUGAGAUCCUCAGCUGUUCAAAACUUUUCAACUCAAUAACCUAAUGGCUGAUAAGCCAGUUUAUGAAGAAGCCUCCAUCGACGGCCAACCACCCAAGCUUGCCUCGAUUCCCGCCAGCGACACCACUGUCUGGGCCGACGCUUCGCCUCUCCUUCAAGCCGCCUGUGCAGGUCUUAGAGAUGGAGAGCUCAUUCAUGGGGACAAUUUCAACCUUUUUGCUGCCAUGUCUGCUUUAGAGAUAAUGGAUCCAAAGAUGGAUUCGGGUAUUGUUUGUACAUAUUAUUCUAUUGAUGAGGCCAUUGAAAAUGGUGCUGCUCCUAUUCCUAUUAGCCUUGACAGCACCAUUGAUGUCCGCUGCACCAUUGAUAUCAUGGACCAUCUUCUAGCUUGUGAGGCAGCAUGGCAUAAGGGUCAUUCCUUGGCACAAACUGUGUUUUCUUGCAUCUAUCUUCUGAGGCUUGAUAGGACUGCUCCACAUGCCUUAUUGCAUUCUUAUUGCAGAAUUAUACGCGCAACCUGCAAGGCAGUAGUGUCAGUUGUUUCAGAUGCCCGCACACAUGAAGAGGAGGAUCUUUUCACCAUGACAUAUGGUCUUCCUUUAAAUGGGGAUGGAGAUGAUAAGUGCUUGUCAAUAUUGAAUGCUGUUGAAGAGACAAUAUCUCGCCAGUUACGUGCAUGUAAAGCUACAUCAUCGAAAAGAAGACUACCAGAAGAUUUGGAGCCAUUACAGUCCAACCCCAAUUUGGAAGAAGGAUUCUGCAAAGCUUUGUUAUGCCGCUUACGUUUUCGUAAGCAUUUUUUCCAUGUCCUUUCAUGUAUGAAACGACCCCAGGGGAGGGGUCUGGAGUCUGCAAGAAAACAUAUAGCUUCCUGCUUGACUGAGCUGGAAUCCAUUCUAAAAUCAGCGGACUUUCUGAGGUCUUGUUUUGAUGAAUCUUGUGAAGGUGAUAUAGAUGACAAAACUACUGCUUCAGGUUUUGAACCAAUUGGAUUUGAUGCUAUGCUAAACAGUAGAUUAUCUGCCCCCACACCACCACGUGCAAUUAAAAUUCUUAGUUGGAAAAAGGCGGUUGAAUAUUUUGUAAAACUUCUUCAUGAUCUUGAUGUUAUUUGCUCUUACUCAUUGGAUCCUCGUUUAGAAAGUCUUUUGCGCUUUGUGGUUCAGUUCCAGAAAUCUCAACCUGAUUUGGUGGCACGAUCUCAUCUGCAGCUUCUAUUGGUUCAAGAUGGGAAACUCUAUGGACGUGAUCCUUUCUUUGCAGUGAUAAAUAAAGCUGCUGCAUUGCCUGAAGCCACCAAAAACCAUGAUAUUCAGAAGAAUGAAUCUUUUCUGCAGCUAGGAAUGUUGGUAAUGAAUUUGCUCAAAAUACUUUGUACAAAUGCUGCCUGGCAAAGGCGUAAGCUCGGCAAAUUUUUGCAAGAUUGGCGUGUUAUCUAUGUACAGCUUGAGCUUGCUUUCAGAAACGAGUAUGGAGAAGUCUCAAGCAGUUCAAAUGAUGAGAAUACAUGUAUGAAAAUAUUCCAACAUAUUCUCCUUUGGGUGGAAGAGCAAACAUACUGGAUAGCAUUUCGAUUUCUCAUAUUGGGUUUUGAAUUGGAACUUUAUUCUACUGGUGAAUACUGCAUGGUAUAUUGGUACUUAUAUGCUGUCUUAAUCAAGCUCACAGAGAAAACUCAUCUUAUGAUGGCUGUCAGCCAUGACACCGCUAAACGGAAGGGGAAGAAGAAAAAGGAUUCUCCUAAAGAUUUGGCUAGAGAAUCUCGGAUCCCACCAGCAGUCUUGUUCCUUCAAUGCUAUAUAUGUCUUGCUGAAGGACUUACAAUGAUGCUUGCUGCUUUGAGGAAUGAAAUCCCAGUCUUCCACAGUCCAAGCCCUUUUAAUACCGAGCACGAGAAAUUUGUUCAGCAUUUUGAGCUUUUACAAAGAGCCUGCAUUCCUGAUCAUGUUUCGUACCCGUCAUACAAAGAAUCAACAACUCAUGCUCGCUUUUCUACGCUAGCUAUGUAUAAUUACUUCAAGGAUGCUCAGAGGAUCGCAAAGGAGGUGAAGAGUAGCUUCUCCAACGAUCCAGAGAGGUUAGCCGAACUCCGAAAAUUAGAGCAGGUAGCAGAACACAACAGUGUUGCUCAAAAUGUCAUUUGUCGGUUAGGAGCUCUUGACCCUUCACUUAAGGUGUCAUUUGAGUUCAGCCAUCAUCCAUUCUUUGCCACUGUUGUUGUCAAGAGAUCUUAAAGGUGUUUGCUUCUUUUGAUGAUCUCUACCAAUUUUGAAACACACAUACUUAGGAUUAAGAGGCAUUUGAGUCCCCUGGUGUAGCAAUUGUAAUAUUAGCAUGUUUUAAGUCAAUGUUCUUAAUUUUUACUAUAAAGUAUUAUAUGAAUAAUACAAUUGGAAAUUAAAAGCUAGAAAAUAAGCACAUUAUUUUUA
Gossypium raimondii (Peruvian cotton) is the source of this 3711-nucleotide messenger RNA. RefSeq lists its product as uncharacterized. Gene Ontology annotation, cellular component: NatC complex. Lineage: Eukaryota; Viridiplantae; Streptophyta; Magnoliopsida; Malvales; Malvaceae. Bases 1327 to 3516 code for a protein of 729 amino acids. The record is from RefSeq and is a predicted model, not a curated record. The transcript has 16 exons. Gene Ontology annotation, biological process: N-terminal peptidyl-methionine acetylation.